Molecule: messenger RNA, 1889 nt
Organism: Daphnia carinata
Lineage: Eukaryota; Metazoa; Arthropoda; Branchiopoda; Diplostraca; Daphniidae
Product: homeobox protein goosecoid-like
Exons: 5
Coding region: 41-1852 (603 amino acids)
Biological process (GO): regulation of transcription by RNA polymerase II
Molecular function (GO): RNA polymerase II transcription regulatory region sequence-specific DNA binding; DNA-binding transcription factor activity, RNA polymerase II-specific
Source: RefSeq, a predicted model, not a curated record
CCGGCUGCCAAAGAAAUAAAAAAAAAAGAAGGUUUUAAAAAUGGAUUACGCUACUGGGUCAUCUUACGUGUCGGCCAUUUCUUCAGCCGCCGCUGCCGCAGCGGCGGCGGCAGCUGGGCUUGCCCAACACUUUAACAAUCCAUCGACUUGUCCUUUCUCUCCUUCCGAUCAACAACAACAAGAACAACAGCAAAUAGCAUCGCCGACAGAGUCUACUUCAACUCUCCCCGUCAUCCAUUCGCAUCAUCAUCCGCAUUUGCUGAUCCACCACCACCAAUCGAAUUAUCCGGAAGAUUUGAUCUCACCUCCAUCGCCAUCUCCAUCAUCAUCUUCAUCGUCGACUUUGUUACAUUCUUCCUCUUCAUUGGCCUCAUCUCUUUCAUCACAUCUUUAUGGAUCGCAUCAUCAACGAUACAAUUCGGCCACCCCGUCGUCUUCGUUGAGCCUCUUAGGCGGAGGUGCAACAUCGUCCGGCAUGCCGACGUCAUCAUCCAAUAGCAACGCUUUAACAACGGCAGUUUCAUUAUUCGGUGGAGGAGGUGGAGGAUGUUUCCAUGGCAACGGAUUUACUUCUUUAUCGCCAACUUCACCAUUGACAUCGACGUCGAGAACGUCGUCCUCGACGACUGCAAAUUAUUCCAGUGGAGGGGCUUCCUUCUUUCCUCCUGCCAACGGCAUCCAUUUUCAAGGCGGAUAUCGGAUGUAUCCGACGAAUCUGGGAACAACUUCGCAACAUUCGCAAAACCACAAUGUCGGCCAUCAGCAGCAAAGUAACAACGCGCAUCACCAAGUUCAUCCGUCGCAACUUGCUGGCACAUCACCUGGCGAUAAUUCAUCCUCGUCUUUCUUAACGAGUAUGGGCUUGGCUAAUGUCAUGUCUAUCGGCCAUAAUACCUCGUCAUCAUCGACGGCAUCUUCCCCCAUCCACCAACAACAGCAGCAUUUAACUAUUUCACCGUCUCCAGCAUCAUCUUCGUCCGCUAGUGGAUUCUUGGUUGAUGGGUCGCAACAGCAACACCAAUCGCAUCACCAGUCCAGUCAGAAUCAACAGCAACAUCACGGACAACAUGGUCAUCAUUCCGGCGGCUUUCAAUCGCAUCACCAUCAUCACGGACUCGUCUCUCCACCGUCCAUGAGCCUAGGAGCUUAUCCGACAUCUUCAGCUAUCGGACAUCAUCAUCAUUCUGGAAUUUCUAACGCAGUGGCUGGACCUCAUCAUCACCAUCAUCCAUCUAUAGCUGGCCUAUCCGGUCUUCCGAGUCUUCAUCAGCAAGGGCACCAUCAUCACGUCGGUUCGCUUUCCGUUUCAUCGUUACAACAAGCUGAAAAACGGAAACAAAGGCGCAUUCGUACGACUUUUACAUCAUCCCAAUUAAAGGAACUUGAAAGGGCAUUUCAGGAGACGCACUACCCUGACAUCUACACCCGUGAAGAGAUUGCCAUUCGGAUUGAUCUCACUGAAGCCAGAGUCCAGGUUUGGUUUCAAAAUCGAAGGGCAAAAUUCCGCAAACAGGAGCGCCUAACACAACAAAAAUCAUCGUCAUCAGAUAAUAAUGGAGCUAAAGACGGAGGUCAUCAAAGUCCCGGCGACGCCAAAGAGAGCCGAGGAUCAUCAUCCGCCGGAUCGUCGGCCGAAUCGCCCCGCGAUCUCGACAUCAAACCCCAAAUGGGAGACCGAACGGAAAGCGAUACUACCUGGAGCGCUGGAUUGAAUUCUCCGCCGGAAUCGCCUCCUAUCGAAGCAUCACCAAUCACCCGUUCCUCCGCCGCCGGAGGCAACAACAAUAAAGCUAUUGUCAAUUUAUCUGCUUUCGGUAACUCCUUCACUCACCUGGCAGUCAAUCCAUUUUAGAAAAUGUAAAAAAUUAAAACUCAAAGUUAAACAAAAA